This is a messenger RNA of Zingiber officinale, 1491 nucleotides long. RefSeq names its product flavin-containing monooxygenase FMO GS-OX-like 8. Lineage: Eukaryota; Viridiplantae; Streptophyta; Magnoliopsida; Zingiberales; Zingiberaceae. Gene Ontology annotation, molecular function: flavin adenine dinucleotide binding; N,N-dimethylaniline monooxygenase activity; NADP binding. The record is from RefSeq and is a predicted model, not a curated record. The transcript is spliced from 7 exons. Bases 88 to 1356 code for a protein of 422 amino acids.
AUAGAGCAGGUGGAAACGAGGGACCACCUGUUUGAGAAAGUAAAGCACGCCUGCUGCCUGAGCCUCCGGAGCAAACAAUCGAGGAUCAUGGCUGUUGACACAUUGCAGUCGUCCAAGCUGUACGUCUGCGUCGUCGGCGCUGGGGCCUCCGGCCUCGUCUCCGCCCGUGAGCUCCUCAGAGAAGGGCACUCCGUCGUCGUGCUGGAGCAGAACCACAACCUCGGCGGCCAGUGGCUCUACCAAGAUGCCGCCUCCGCCACGGCCACAGUCCACAGCAGCGUCUACGCUUCCUUGCGCCUCAACGCCCCGAGAAUUUACAUGGAGUUCACCGACUUCAUGUUCACUCCCGUCGAAGGAAGAGACACCAGGAACUUCCCCGGCCACCGCGAGCUCUUCCUCUACCUCAAAGACUUCGCCCGGUGUUUCGGGUUGAACGAACUCAUCAGGUUCAACACAGAAGUAGUCCACGUCGGCAUGGCGGCAGCAACUGGCAAAUGGAUUGUGAGAUCAAGGGACAGGAGAACUGAUGACGGUGAGAUCGUGGAAGAGAUCUUUGAUGCGGUUGUCGUCGCCACCGGCCAUUUCUUCCUACCCAGGCUCCCAAAAAUCAAGGGAAUGGAGGAGUGGAAGAGAAAGCAGCUUCACAGCCAUGUCUACAGAGUCCCAGAGCCAUUCCAAGAUGAGGUGGUAGUGGUCGUUGGUGGCUCAAUCAGUGGACCAGAGAUUGCUCUGGAGCUUCUUCAUGUUGCCAAAGAAGUCCAUAUAAGUACUAAACACGUCGAAAUCCCUCAUAAAUUAGUGAAGCCUGUGUCCAAAUAUGCACAUCUGCUCUGGCACCAAGAGAUUGAGUUGCUUUGUGAAGACGGAACUGUUGUAUUUGCUGAUGAUUCAAGUGUAGUUGCUGAUACUAUUCUCUACUGUACUGGGUAUUCAUAUUCAUUUCCAUUCCUGGACACCAAAGGAAUCAUCCAUGUGGAUGAGAACAGAAUUGGACCUUUGUAUGAACACACAUUUCCUCCCUCUCUCGCUCCAUCCCUUUCUUUUGUUGGGAUUCCAAACAAGUUUGUCAUCUUUCGAUUUUUGGAGUCACAAGCGAGAUGGAUAGCUCAGGUGCUCUCUGGGAAGAGGAAGCUGCCGUCGGUAGAUGAGAUGAUGAAGGCAAUUGAAGAAGUCCAGCGGCUUCAAAAGCUCGAGGAACCAAAAAAUAUCAUACAAGUAGCAGCUGAAAUAUUGGAGUAUUAUGAUAGGUACGGAGAUCAAUGUGAUUUUCCACACUUGGAAGAUUGGAGAAAAGAGAUCCUCCUGCAUUACUUGGAAAAUGUCAUAAACAACAUCGAAACAUUCAGGGAGGAAUAGCCAGGAUGGUAAUUUGCUUCAAGUGGUUCUUCUUGGAAAUUUGAAAACCCAAUUAGCCAUCUCUAUCAAUUUUUCUUGUACUUUUAUUAUUUACAUUAUCAUUGAUAAAUGAAAUGAGAAUCAACUUGGGGUCAA